Molecule: messenger RNA, 1176 nt
Organism: Plenodomus lingam JN3
Lineage: Eukaryota; Fungi; Ascomycota; Dothideomycetes; Pleosporales; Leptosphaeriaceae
Source: RefSeq, a predicted model, not a curated record
AUGGUGAGGUUUGCACUCGACGUCGGAACAGAGAAACACUUUGGACCCACAAGGUUGGCGUGCCCUGCCCAGAGCACCGAGGCAAUGAACCAAGAGCUCAUCGCGAGCCAAAUCUCCAUCAGGGCCGUCAAUGUGGCGCAGGUUAGCGACAGCGAUGUUGACAACAGACAAAAGACAGGCUAUCGGAUAGCAGUUUCCAGCCACCGAAGCAGUGAUCAUCGAAGAGAAAUUAAUCGUUUCGGCGUUUGGGAUAUAGGUCGCAUUCGCUCUGGCGUUCACUCGCAGGAACCUCUUCUGCCAUGGCCGGUGGACGAACAACGAGAACUGCAUGAUGCCCAUUCCCAAAUGCUGCGGAUCGCCCCCUUUUCAAUGUCGGGACCGCCCUAUGAAUCAUCAGACUGCAAGCCUUUCCAUAUCUUUCUCACGCGUGGCUCUGACGAACCCUAUCCUGGACGCCUCGGAAACAUCACCAAAGAGAUCUGCGCGGGCCUUGGUGGGGACGACUGCGGUUUCGAGAAUGUCGUAUAUCCUGCUAGAAGCACGGCAUGGGGUGCAGACGCAUGGUGCAAAUCUGCUGGAACGGGAGCCAUCAACGGACAGAAUCAGAUGAAGUCAUACAGUGAGAAGUGCCCAGACAGUAAACUCAUGCUACUCGGGUUCUCACAAGGCGCUGCUGUUGCACAGGAUAUGCUAGGAGGAGGUGGAGGAAAUGUCUUUGAAUGCACACAAGACUCCAACCCAGCUUUGGACCAAGAUAUUGGUAAUAAAGUUGUCGCAGCUGCUACUUUUGGUUCCGUGGUUCGCAACCGUGACACCAACUUCACCAUUGGCGACGGUAAGCCUUUCGACGGCCGCCGCGCCCGCACUCCAGAACAACUCUCCGCUCUUGCAAAAUACUCCGAUGUCCUCUUGGACUAUUGCCACCACGGUGACCCGAUAUGCGCUGUCGGCAGUACCCCCGAGAGCGUCGAGCACCAUCUCGACUACUUCAUCCAGCACAACGAGGAGGUCACCAAGUGGGUCGUCGGCAUGGCCAAAGCGAAUCAAGGAACGACAUUUUCCGCGCAAACAAACUCUUCUACAGAGAAUGCAAAUACUGGUGCCGCUGAGUCUCUAACGAUGAACGGUGGACUUGCUGCUUUCUGGGCUGCUAUCAUCUUGACAUUGCUCCAGUAG